UGGUGGAUUUCUGCUGAUUUAUUGCAGUGUUACUUCACAUGAGACUGUUUCAUUGUGAAUGAUUUAAUGCCUUUGCAUAAAAAAGCCAUGAUUCUCACAUAGAACUAACCCACAUUUAAAGGUUUAAUCUUUUCUCUUAUAAGCACAUUUACGAUCAAAUGACAAAUGACAUUUCACAAGCAUUGGGUUGUAAAGGAUGUCAUUUUAGUGUUUGGCUUGUCUGUCUGGGGUUUGUGUGAAUGCUCAAAGUGACUAAGUUCAGUUAAAAGAUGGCCACUUGAAAGCUGAAUGAGGUCAGAGCGAAGCGCAGCUCUGAAGACAGGCUCUCAAAGUGAGCUUCUGACACUUCUAUUACUAACACAACACAUGAAGUCAUCUGUGUUUACAGCACACAUCAGAGCUCUCCAUCAGCUCAACCCUACAAAUCAGUCCGACUGCAAGAACUGCAGUGUUUUGAUGUUGUUUCUGUGGCCUUUGUUUAUUGAAUAUCUCUGAUGUGAUCCAGUUUAUGAGUUGUGAAAAAAAAUCGUAUAGUGUGGAUUUGAAGUCAUAAAUUAAAAUAAUAUGAAAACCAAGCCAAAAUAUAACUUCUAAGUUGUUUGUGGUGAAUGUUAUAAAAUAUACAUUUGUCAUAAAUCACAAAAAAAAAAAACCUGUUUACGAUUCAGAAUAUAAAUCUUUAAUUUUUUUAUGCACUUUUCAGUUGUCAGUGCUAAUUCCCAGAUACAACAAUGGAAAAUCUGUUCAUGUUUUUAAAGUGGGCCUGGGUGAUUAUGUGGCUGAUAUAUAAAGGGACACAUUAAGAUUUAUUAAUAAAUUAUAUGUUAUUGAACCAUUAAAACCAUAUGUACAUAAAACACAGCAGGCUUUGAAGUAGUCAAGCACUUAAAUUAUUAAUCGAAGAGCUCACAAGCCUUUCCUCAAAUCAUCUGACCCUUUAAAGAAGUGAGGCGAGUUUUUAAACAGCCUUUUCCAUUUUGAAAAUGAGGGGGAUCUAUGCAAUGAGGGGAUUAAUUUUGCAGUCUGUGAUUCUGAAUUCUUACUCGGAUAGACAUGUCUGCACCGCUGUAUAACUUUCAUCCUUUGCUGGUCUGUCAGGAAUGAAUGAAUUUCGCACAUGCUCACGCAAUCACAAAAAAAUCUGGCUUAAAUUUAAUUCUUUUGGGUAGAGAGUAGAGACCCAGAAUAUUAAUAGCAGGCUCUCCUUUUAAAGAGCAGUGUACUUAAAAAUGUGGUAAAGUAUGUUAUGACUGCAUGCAUAUGUAAACAAUUCAUACGACCUCACUCAUACGAAUUCAUACGAUUUGUCUAAACCCCAGUGACGGGUAGGUUUAGGGGCAGGGUUAGGGGUAGGUCAUUCGUAUGAAUUCAUACGAAUUUGGCAACUCGUAAAAUACGUACGAUUUCACAAAAAAAUUACAAAUUUGGACGACCUCACUCAUACAAAUUCAUACGAUUUGUCUAAAUCCCAGUGACGGGUGGGUUUAGGGGCGGGGUUAGGGGUAGGUCGUUCAUACGAAUUCAUACAAAUUUGGCAACUCGUAAAAUACUUACGAUUUCGCAAAAAAUGUACAAAUUUGUACGACCUCAUUCAUACGAAUUCAUAUGAUUUGUCUAAACCCCAGUGACGGGUAGGUUUAGGGGCGGGGUUAGGGGUAGGUCAUUCAUAUGAAUUCAUACAAAUUUGGCGACUCGUAAAAUACUUACGAUUUCGCAAAAAAUUUACAAAUUUGUACGACCUCACUCGUACGAAUUCAUACGAUUUGUCUAAACCCCUGUGACAGGUAGGUUUAGGGGCGGGGUUAGGGGUAGGUCAUUCAUACGAAUUCAUACGAAUUUGGCAACUCGUAAAAUACGUACGAUUUCACAAAAAAAUUUACAAAUUUGUACGACCUCACUCGUACGAAUUCAUACGAUUUGUCUAAACCCCUGUGACAGGUAGGUUUAGGGGCGGGGUUAGGGGUAGGUCAUUCAUACGAAUUCAUACGAAUUUGGCAACUCGUAAAAUACGUAUGAUUUCGUAAAAAAUGUACAAAUUUGUACGACCUCACUCAUACGAAUUCAUAUGAUUUGUCUAAACCCCAGUGACAGGUAGGUUUAGGGGCGGGGUUAGGGGUAGGUCAUUCAUACGAAUUCAUACGAAUUUGGCAACUCGUAAAAUACGUACGAUUUCGCAAAAAAAUUUACAAAUUUGUACAACCUCACUCGUACGAAUUCAUACGUUUUUUGCAAAUCGUACAUAUUUUACGAAUUAGCCACCUCAUAAAAUACGUACGUAUUGCCGUUAGAUUGGACUGGAAGAACAGAGACUUAAGAAGAUUAAGAUACAGGUCCUCCUGAAUCUGUAGCCAACAUAGCCUUCAGGGCCCAAAUCCACCAGCAGCUCCUACUCUUCAAACCACACACAUACUGCAAUAUAAAAAUAAGCUCUACGAAUUCAAGCUGAUACUUGCUUUUUUUUUUUCCCCCAAUGCACGUUUUGAAGUGCACAAAGAUUCACUUUGACUUUGCGGUUGACAACUGUAGGAGGAUCAGUGAGGAAAAAGGCGUUUUGUUGAAGAGGAUGAGGUGGUUGUGGGCGACCUUCGUGUCCACCUCGUCUUAGAAGUAGGCCUCUCCUGUUGUACCACAUUCUCGGCAUGUAAAACGUCACCAAAAACAUAAGCUUUGACUGUUAGAAAAAAAAUAACUAAUAAGAUUUCCAUUCAUUUAAACUUAUCAAAAUUCCCACUAGAGCCCGGGGAGCUUUCUUUCUCGCAACCCUCUUUUCUUUCAUCCAUGGUUAAAUAUGUAAAUAAAAUGUCUAAAGUCAUUCUUCAAAGGGGAACAAAAGAAAAAAGGGGGGCUAAGAGAGGGGGGAGGCAGCCCUAAAAUGCCUUCCUUUCUCCAUAACAUUAGCCAGAGGGGGGCCAGCUUCUAGGCAGAGAGGAACAGCAGGGGAGCGCACAGGCUCCAUAGAAUCACACAUCUCCCCAAUCCCUCACACACAAAAAACAUGAAAUAUCUUUUCAGUCUGAGCCAUCAAAGGGCCUCCCUUCUCUUUAUUAGUUACAGAAUUAUCUCACACUUUCUGAUUUCAACCAAGAUGGAACCCAGCGAGCUGCUGCUGCUGUGCUUUGGAAGAGAUAAAGUUCAUGUGUGUGUGUGUGUGUGUGUGUGUGUGUGUGUGUGUGUGUGUGUGUGUGAGUGGGUGUGUGUGUGGGUAUAAAGGAUAACUGUAAAACGGACUAGUAUGAAACGGUGAGGGUGGUGGAUGCUAGACGCAGAAAUAAACAAACACAAAACAUGAAAGGGAAAGUAGGAGCUGCCAAAGCUACUGAUGAUAAAGAUUGAAUGGUCAUGAUUCUCCGCUCUGUUCUUUUCUCGCUCUUCAAAGUGAUAUCCUCACUGCCUGCAAAACAAUCACAGAACAGAAACGUGUAAAAUAAAGUGGGAACAAAUCAGCUGAGACUGAAUGCGCAUCCCAUUUAAAUGCCAUCUCAGUACUAUAUGUAUGUUUUAGAAGCGUCGAUCAGUGAGCUAAUGAGGCUGUCUGUGUGCUUCAUACAGCGCUGUGAUAUGUUACACAUACUGAAAGGCUUCGUUAUUAGCAAAAGCAAUGAAAAGGUGUUUACAUAUCAAAGCAAGGAAAAAUGAUAUGUAUGUACAUGUGAUCAUCCUUAUUAAUAACUCUGGAGUUAAAUGGCAGGUCAAACAGGCAUUUUAUGAAUGAAACAGUCCUUUUAUUAAACCAGCCUAAGCUGGUUUACUGGUGUUAGUUGGUCUUCCAGUAUUUUCAGACUUGUUGGGCUAGUUUUAGAGGGGUUUUGGGCUGAGAGACCUGAAUAAAUCAGUCAACCUGCUCAGGCUUUUUUUUUUUCCAGCAGGGUUAUAGGCUGAAUUUGUACUUUGAGUUGGACUAAAUGUUGAAAAAAACAGCAUAUGCUGGUUAGGUAUGUUUUGAAGCAAGGCAUCUGGUUUGAGAUGGUUUAAGCUGGUCAAGUGCUGGUCCUAAACUGGUCCUAAGCAACUAGCUCCAGCUCAGGACCAGCUUAUAACCAGCUCAGGACCAACUAAGGAACAGCAUAAACCAGCUCAAACCAGCUGUCAUGCUUCAAAACAUACCUAACCAUAGUAACCAGCAUAUGUUUGGGUUUACAUGCGCAAUCUUACACAGAUUAAAAUUAAUAGUCCAACAAAUGUACAAGGUCAACUGUUUUAUUUUAAAUUUGGUAGACACUUUGAAGCAAGGCAACAUAUAUUGCAAUUUAUGGUAUACAUUUUAUUAGUUCAUGCAUUCCCUGAGAAUCAAACCCAUGACCUUAGUUUAUGUGGUGCGAUGCUCUGCUGUCUAAGCUGAAUAAUACCAAGUAAAUGUCAUAAACUGUUUAAACAAAACUUGUUUGACAGACUGUCUUUUUAGAUUGUUUACAUCCAAACUGAACAAAUACUAAAAGCAAAAUCACAUAUUAAAGUGUUUUUCUUGAGUUGUCAGGUGUGUAAAUGAGCUAAUUUAACAAAAGAGACUUGAGGAAAAAGAUGAGCAAUUUAUAUAACAGUUACACAACACCAAAUUUCAAGAGUCAAUUGAACCACUUUGAUUCAAAAUACUGACCAAGAUAACCAAUUUUAAUGCUAAGUAGUGCUCAGUAUAGCUUAAAGUUUAUUAUAUUGAGUUUUUUAAGGUCUCUGAGGCAUAUCAGUAGUGACUGAGUCUUGUAAAUUGUCUUACACUAUCGACGUCUUAGCUGUUGAAAAGCGCUUUACAAGCUGUCAUAAAAAAGCUCUUAGAGUGUUCUGACAAAGAUCUCCAGAAAACCACUGUAGUCAGGUGUUACAUGGAUAAAUCACAUUUUUACUGGGUAACAUGAGAGAGUACACAGCUAUCUGGUAUCUCUUGCUCCAUGAGGCCCUCUCACAGAUGCCACAUGAGGCUUACCAACAACAGCAACUCAUCCAAAGAUUUUUCACCAUCUUUUUGAGUUGACAUAGAUGUAACAUGGAGCACACUUCUUCUUCGUUAACACUGUUAAGUGUUUUAUUUUACUGAAAAACAGCUGACAGAGCGUUAACCUUCAUCCUGCUUACAUAAUGGCAAUUGAACUCUGACAUGUCACCUCAACAAUACCAAUACUUUCACACAUGCAGCGUGCUAUGUGAGUUGGCAUGCAUAGAUGCCCCGAAGGAGUGUGCCAUGGUUACAGCCCUGAAAGCUAGGCUAAUACUAGGCCCAGCUUGCCAGCCCUUAGCACCAGUAUGAGUCAAAGAUGAAUUCACUAAAACAAGACUGAAAAGUCCUUUGUCUAAGAAUUCAUCCUUAAGGCAUUUUUAUCUUACGCAUGCAAGUAUUUAUGAUUGAGAGCAGAGGGUGAAGAAUGGAAACUGCCAUAGCAUAUGUUAAGAAUGUCUUUUGUGUAAUUACACACCCACUUCUGCAUACAAGGCCACUUGUUCAAUGUUUGUAUGUUGAGUAGAGAAUUUUACAUAUUCAUUUAAAGCUUUGAAAAGGGCAGAGGAUUUAUAAAAGCACUCACUAUUGUGUAUGUGAUUUUUGGCAGAACACAGUCUUUACAUGAGCAUUGUAGUGAAUUGUUCAUUUGUGACAUGUCAAAAUGACACUUAAAUAAUACAUUAUUAAAAAUCAUGUUUAAGUUAGAAGAAAGAGGCUGUGGAGUGUCCAGGACAUGAAAACAUGUUGGUAGUCCUACAUUUUUGAUUUAUGAAUAAAAUGAGGUCUGUGGUUAAUGUUCCUCUUAAGAGACUUUCAUAUUUUGUUCUUACAUAGUUAUACCUCAAAAAUUGUGUUAAAAACAAAAAACAAAACAAAACAAAAACAGCUGGUUUCGAAAUUCACAUAAUGUGUAACUUAUGUUGUUAAACAAAGUGUCAAAGUCUCUAAUAUUUAUCACAGACUUUAUUUUACUCAUUAAUUGAAAUAAUUCCAGAGUGAACGUCAAAACUAACGUAUCUUUAUACAGAUGUAAAGGUCAGCAUUAUCUUUUAAGUUUGCCUUGGUGAAGAUUAGCAAAAGUUUUUGAUCAUUAAUGACUUCUUUAUUUUAUUAAUAAUGUUCUAAAAGCCACAUGGUUUCAUUUUUGUCAUUCGGAUUGUGUGGGGUGAGAGACGAAUAUUCUUCAGCCAUCAGUUCUAGUUCAGGCAACAAUAAAAAGCGAGGGGAAUUUCAAGGAAUAAAAACUCUCCCUUCUCUUCACUCUCUUCCCACAAUGGUCGGAGCGUGAAAAUCGUCAUUUGUAGAGAGAAAGGGGACACAUCUCGACUGGAAAGCCACAGAAUCCUUUUGGUCGCCCUCUGCGAGAGAUUUAUCGCUGACUUGCGCCGAAAAGUGUUUCGUAAAUCAUCAGAGGGAUUUCGUCUGAGGGAGAAAACAACAACAACAACAAAUGGCCAGUGAGUAAUUUACUGUGAUCCUGUGGUAAAGUGGUGACGAGGAUUUGAGGUCUACACAGCCAGUUCCGCACGGUUUAAGGAUAAUCAGUGUGUCAGUUUGGGCUUUCUUAUGUAAAACAGCUGUCUUUGAAGGCGGAUCUUUUGGCAGGUUAGUUCAGGACGGUGGCGGAGGAGCUCAGACACAGACAGAGUGCGAGGCAGCGAACAACUCUUGACGGAUAAACGGAGUGUCUGGAGACGAGCUGAAGUGAAUAUUCAAACGUUUACCAAGCGGAUUCGUUCAUUCAUUUUCCAAUGACUGCGAUAAAAUGACGCCGUGCUUUCAGUUUGGUCAGUUUGGAUACACUUUGCGGAGGAUGAAUGAGGAAAGUAGCGCGAGAGCGAGUUGAAAAGUAAGUGUACUUUCGUGAGGGAAACAGACCGUCAACAUUAUCUCACAGGAGAGGACCAUAAGAGCUUUAGAAGAAGGAAUUAUCAUCUGUGAACUGAGGAAUUGAAGAAAGAAAAAAAAAAAAAAAAACUGCAUGAAACCUCUCAGUAUGGUGAAAGCUUUCUAAUAUUUCUCAUCUCUCUAAAGAUUUUUUUGAACUGAACUGGUUGUUUGGAAUCUGAGUUACUGACUCAGUUUGAUUGAUUCGCAAAGGAAUCAUUCUCAUUUUUGGAAUACAAUAACUUUUUUUCAGCUACAAUUACGAAGAGUGACAAUGAAGCAACUUUUCUAGUAAAAAAUAUAAAGCUUUUUUUGAAAGAAUAAUCCCCACUACAUGAGUUCAUAUUGAAAGACAAUGUUUGCUGCAAAUGUUGGACUUAGCUUUGUGCUGCUGUGCGUGGCUGGAUUUUGUUCCGCUAUCAGUUCCAUCGAUCCGGACCGGCCGGGCGAAGGAAGAUGCCAGGAGAUCGCUAUUCCACUCUGUAAGGACAUUGGCUACAACUUGACAGUUAUGCCAAACUUAAUGGGACAUGAAGAUCAAAGUGAGGCAGCCAUAAAGCUGCACGAGUUCGCUCCGCUGAUUGAGUUCGGCUGCCACAGCCAUCUGAAGUUUUUCUUGUGCUCGCUCUAUGCUCCCAUGUGCACGGAGCAGGUAUCCACACCCAUCCCAGCAUGCCGAGUAAUGUGCGAGCAGGCAAGGCAGAAGUGUUCUCCCAUCAUGGAGCAGUUUAACUUCCACUGGCCUGAGUCACUGGACUGUUCCAGACUGCCAAAUAAAAAUGACCCCAAUUAUCUCUGUAUGGAGGCACCUAACAACGGUACCGACGAGCCCCCAAAGGGAUCCCACACUCAGCCACCAGACUCCCGACCCCCUCGGCCAGGGAACAGCCAAGAACUGCCUAUUAAGGAGAGGGUCGGUAAGACAACAUGUAGCAACCCUGGAAAGUUUCAUUACGUACAGAAGAGUGAGUCCUGUGCCCCCAAGUGUUACUCCAACGUCGACGUGUACUGGAGCCAGGGUGACAAGCGCUUCUCCAUGGUGUGGAUUGCCAUCUGGUCCAUCCUGUGCUUCAUCUCCAGUGCCUUUACCGUCCUCACCUUCCUCAUCGAUCCACAGCGCUUCAAGUACCCUGAGCGGCCCAUCAUCUUCCUGUCAAUGUCUUACUGCGUAUACUCAGUGGGCUUUCUUAUAAGACUUUUUGUGGGGGUGGAAAACGUGGCCUGUGACCGUGACAGCGGCGUUCAGUACAUCAUCCAGGAAGGCUUGGAAAGCACUGGCUGCACUAUAGUCUUCCUCAUUCUUUACUACUUCGGAAUGGCCAGUUCCCUGUGGUGGGUCAUUCUUACUCUCACUUGGUUCCUCGCAGCUGGGAAAAAAUGGGGUCAUGAGGCUAUUGAAGCCAACAGCAGCUACUUCCAUCUGGCAGCAUGGGCCAUACCGGCUAUUAAGACCAUCAUGAUCCUGGUUAUGAGGAAGGUGGCGGGAGAUGAGCUCACAGGGGUCUGCUACGUGGGCAGCAUGGAUGUCAAAGCCUUGACGGGUUUUGUUCUUAUUCCCCUCUCUUGCUACCUCAUCAUUGGCACUUCCUUUCUGCUCUCAGGGUUUGUGGCACUCUUUCACAUCCGUAAGGUCAUGAAAACUGAAGGAGAGAAUACGGAUAAGCUGGAGAAGCUGAUGGUUAGGAUUGGCGUCUUCUCCGUGCUCUACACGGUCCCCGCCACUUGCGUCAUCGCCUGCUAUUUUUACGAGCGUCUCAACAUGGAUUAUUGGAAGAUUCUAGCAGGAGAGCAAAAGUGCUCUGAGGACAGUAAGAGCGGUGAGGAGUGCGUGAUGAAGAGCUCCAUCCCAGCCGUGGAGAUCUUUAUGGUUAAGAUUUUCAUGUUGCUGGUGGUGGGCAUCACCAGCGGCAUGUGGAUCUGGACCUCCAAAACGCUGCAGUCUUGGCAGAACGUUUUCAGCCGCAAACUUAAGAAGAAGACGAGGAGGAAGGCUGCAUGUGUUUUCACAGGAAGUGGACCUUACCUCAAGCCUCAUCCUGCACUGAAAGGACAUAAAACCAAGUACGAACCAGCAGGUCCUCCUGCAACUUGUGUAUGAGCUGGGCCUCUAUACACACACGAAUGGCCAAGAAAUAAUUGCUGGACUUAAACAAACUGCUUUAUAAAGAGACAAGCUAGCAAAGAACACAACAAUGCUCAUAUUUAUUUUAUGCAAACUUCAGAUGCAACAUCCCCAACAGGUUUUUUUAGUUCUUAGUGCUUGGACUACAUCUGAAACUUUGCGGACUUUGGGGACCGUUUUGUGAAACAAAGAAAAAGGGAGCAAGUCCCUAUUGCUGUCAUUGGGUUGCCUGUAUCUUGUCAUGUGCAAUAGUUGUUUCCCUUAGUGACAGAGAAAGGGACUCUGAUACUGUAGGGCUGUGAUUAAAGACAAUGAAAGGACUCGACAAACAAUAGGUGUGAAUGGCUCUGGGAAAAGCGGCUCCUCCAUGGCAUAGUCGUGUGGCUUUUCUAUGGAAAUGAAGGCCGUGUCAUACACAACUGCAUUGACAUUGGAGUGCAGCUGCUCAAAAAGGCCUCGGCAGAGAAUGAACUGCCUAUUUUUAGGCCUUUUCAUGGAACAGAGUAAAUCUUUAAGCACUAAAUAUCGCCAACACAAAGAGAAAAACUUGUUAUUUGAGUUGUUUUGUACAGUGAGUUCAUGCCCUCUGGUUUGUUUUGUUAUACCAAGCUCUUUUUAAUGUCCUACAUACAUUUGUGUAUAUUUCUAAAGGUUCAUAUUUUAUAAGAAUAAAUAAAACAUUUUAGUUUUAAA
This is a messenger RNA of Ctenopharyngodon idella (grass carp), 9632 nucleotides long. RefSeq names its product frizzled class receptor 10 (gene fzd10). Gene Ontology annotation, molecular function: Wnt-protein binding; Wnt receptor activity. The record is from RefSeq and is a predicted model, not a curated record. Bases 7173 to 8915 code for a protein of 580 amino acids. NCBI's taxonomy places the organism in Eukaryota, Metazoa, Chordata, Actinopteri, Cypriniformes, Xenocyprididae. Gene Ontology annotation, biological process: canonical Wnt signaling pathway; non-canonical Wnt signaling pathway. The transcript has a single exon. Gene Ontology annotation, cellular component: plasma membrane.